Molecule: messenger RNA, 776 nt
Organism: Vombatus ursinus (common wombat)
Lineage: Eukaryota; Metazoa; Chordata; Mammalia; Diprotodontia; Vombatidae
Gene: PTRH2
Product: peptidyl-tRNA hydrolase 2
Exons: 2
Coding region: 149-688 (179 amino acids)
Biological process (GO): positive regulation of anoikis; negative regulation of anoikis
Cellular component (GO): cytosol; mitochondrion
Molecular function (GO): peptidyl-tRNA hydrolase activity
Source: RefSeq, a predicted model, not a curated record
ACACCAGGGAAGCGACGGCGGGGAUGAUUUAUCCACCAGUCCCCGGAACCGGCUGUCGUGACCCGGAAGAGGUAGCCUGCGCGGGAGGAAGAACGUGGCGACCGAGCUGACGUGAAGGAAGCUUCAGAUAUUUUCCAAGUCUGUGAGCAUGGAUUACUUGGCUCACUCUGGCACACUCAGCCUGGCUGCUGCAGUUGCCUGUGGCAUAUGUUUGGGCUGGGGCCUCCGAGUUCGAUUUGGGGUGACCUCCAGGACCCCCUCAGUAAAUGGUUCAAACCCAGUGAAUAAGAAAAGCCCAGAGGCUGAGACUGAAGCCAGCAUCUUGGGAGAAAGUGGGGAGUUCAAGAUGAUAAUUGUGGUCCGCAAUGACUUGAAGAUGGGGAAGGGAAAAGUGGCAGCUCAGUGUUCUCAUGCUGCUGUUUCUGCCUACAAGCAAGUACAAAGGAGAAAUCCAGAGCUUCUGAAACAAUGGGAGUACUGUGGUCAGCCCAAAGUGGUGGUCAAAGCUCCUGAUGAAGAGUCUCUGGCUGAAUUGCUUACUCAUGCCAAAGUACUAGGACUGACUGUGAGCUUAAUCCAAGAUGCUGGGCGUACUCAGGUAGAACCAGGCUCUCGGACUGUCCUAGGAAUUGGGCCAGGACCAGCAGAUUUAAUUGAUAAAGUUACUGGCCAUUUAAAACUUUAUUGAGCUGAAUUUUUUGUGGCGAUGAGGUGCAAGUCUUCUUAGACUGAACCUCCAUUUUGUUCUAAUAAUAAAAAAUGACCUGCCCUUUUAA